AUGAGCACGAAAGGAUGGUGUUCUUGUGGUGGUGUACCUCUGCAAACAUUAUUUGGCGGAAGCGCUGCCGACAUCGAUGACAAUGACACAGAUACCGUCAACAACUCUUCAGAUGCGUCCGGCUACGAUCCAAUCAAGUUUGAGCGGCGAUCAGAAGAGGCGAUUGCUAAGAUGAUUAAUAAUUGGAACUCGAUGCUCAAACCGCGGAUAUCGGAUUUGUGGCCGACCAUGGGAGAAAAUCCGGACCUGCGGGACGUCCUCAGACAGUUGUUGACUAACACUGAUUCUCGAGACAACCCUUUGGCGGUGGAGCCAUACUGCGUCCUCUGGUACGGUGACGUUGGCAUCGAGGACGGCGCGGCGGUCCUGCGUGUGAAGGAAGGCGGAGAGACGCGACUGAGUUACGUCACUCGCAUUCUCGCCUACAUCUUUGCCAGCAACGAAACGUUCGAGUUGCUACUCAAGAGCGACACCCAAGGAGGACCUCUCCCUAUGAGCUGCGACAAUGUUCGCUGCGUCAACCUAAGCCACUGCCUCAUACCGCAGUAA
This is a messenger RNA of Gregarina niphandrodes, 549 nucleotides long. RefSeq lists its product as hypothetical. The record is from RefSeq and is a predicted model, not a curated record. NCBI's taxonomy places the organism in Eukaryota, Apicomplexa, Conoidasida, Eugregarinorida, Gregarinidae. The coding region runs from base 1 to 549 and encodes 182 amino acids. The transcript has a single exon.